Funneliformis geosporum is the source of this 1049-nucleotide messenger RNA. The record is from the annotation of a GenBank genome assembly. NCBI's taxonomy places the organism in Eukaryota, Fungi, Glomeromycota, Glomeromycetes, Glomerales, Glomeraceae.
UAUUUGGUGUAUACGGAAUUUAUCAGGUUACGAAUUUUACAAUGUUCAUUAAUAUGGAGAACAUAGUCAUGAUAGAACCGAAGACGAAUGUUUCUUUCCCAGGGUGCGUCAUAUGUCCAGAAUCCAAUGUGCCAAACUUUAUAGGUCCAACGAUAGAAAAAGAUAAUUUAAUCGAUCCGCCAUUUUCCAUCACUUGCGGUAAAUCCACAUGUAUGGGAUUAAUCUUAUUAAGGGAAAACGCAGAAUUUACGCAGCCAAUAUGCAAUAAAUUAAUUCAGCGAAGUAAUAGUGGAUGCUUAAAAUUUCGACCUAAUAAAGAAAAAUGGAAAAUGGAUGGCCGUGAAGAGUACGAGGAUAAUAAAUUUAGGGAAAGGGAAUCAAGCAAGUCCUUUUUUUAUUUUAAUAUCCUACCAAAGAAUGGGUUAACACCAGACGAGAUACCAACGAUUUACUUUGAUCAAUAUAAUGAUACCGAGAAAAAUUAUUUGGCGGAAAACUAUAAGGGCAAUUUUUUUCAAUAUUAUAUGCAAACCAUAAUAACCACAGGUGAAAGGACGAUAUUAGAAUUUCCGGUAAUUCACCGGUUCCUUAGUACAUUUUUAAUGGGUCAAUUAAGUUCACGACCUGAUAAUACUUCAGUUGAGAUUUCGGUUAACCAAAAAUUCAUACCAUUAAGACAACCUUUUUUUAAUGGUCGGUUGAAAACUCAAUUUGUAAUCAUGCCAGGGAAACGAUUUACGCGUGAAGAAAUGGAGAAUUACGAAUAUCAAUCCAUUUCCAUAGUAUUAAGGUUUGGUGUGUUUUAUGGGGCCAUCGCGGCCAUUUACUUUUUUUUAUUUGCCAUGUAUAAGGUAAUGUUUCAAAAAGUAGUAUUUAGAUGUUGGCCAUUUCGCAGAAGUUUUAAAAAACAUUUAGUCACGAGUUUUGUAUCUGCCGCUGGGGUUCCACUUGGUGAGAAUAUUAAUGAUCGAGACUACUAUCUCGAUUCCUAUUACCUUGACGUAACUAAAAGGCGUUAUUAUAAUAACGAAUACGUCAUAACCAAUUAG